AAAUAAAUAUCAUUUAUUUCAAAUUCAUUUUGAUUUUGUAAAUAUUAAUAUUAAUAAUUUGUUUUAAAUAAAUAAGAUAAUGUCUAUAUUUUAUAAAAUAUUAAGUAUUUUCAAGUUUAUUAAAACAAUAUGGAAAUUUCUAGUCCUUAUUGUUACACCAAUUGCUUUAUUACCAUUAAUAGUAAAUGGAGCUAAUCCGGAAUCGAAAUGCGCUUAUGUAUUAAUAUUAAUGGCUAUCUAUUGGACCUUUCAACCCAUACCAUUGCCUAUAACUGCAUUAUUUCCUGUUGUAUUAUUUCCAAUGCUGGGUUUGGCUACCACUGAGGAGGCGUGUGGACCAUACCUUCAGGCAACUAAUAUGCUAUUCUUGUCGAGUCUUAUAAUAGCCAUAUCUAUGGAAAGCAGUGGAUUACAUAAAAGGGUUGCUCUCAAAGUUUUAAUGAUUGUCGGCAAUGAUAUCCGGCGUAUAUUUGCCGGCUUUAUGUUGACGACAAUGUUUUUAGGCAUUUGGAUCAUUAACACAGCGGCCACUGCUAUGAUUUUGCCCAUCGCUGAUGUCAUCAGCAAAGAAAUACUCACCGAAGAUGAAUAUAAUGAUAAUGUAAGACUUAAUACAAGUAAUAUUGAUGACUCAAUUAAUCACAACAAUAUCAGUGUUAAAUUUGACAAUGAAAUCAAUUUUGUAAAUAAAAAACUUUCAAAAAUUGGUGCCAAAAAUGAUAAAUUAAGACGAUUGUUAUAUAUUAGUAUUGCAUAUUCUGCUACUAUUGGAGGUACAACUACUUUAACAAGUAAUGGACCAAAUUUGGUGUUGAGAUUUGUAUUGGAUGAUAUAUAUAAAAGUUUACCACCAGUUGAUUACACAAAUUGGCUUUUAUUUUGCAUAACACCCACCAUAAUCACUGUUGUCGUUUUAUGGAUUAUAUUCAGAGUUUUGUAUAUGAGGGAUAAUGCAAUUUCGCAAAUAACAAAAGCGUCGAAACAUAUAAUCAAAGAGCGAUAUGAAGACUUGGGUUCCAUUAGUUUCCACGAAAGCGCCGUUUGUUUUCUUUUUGUUUCACUUAUUAUAUUAUGGAUACUAAGAGAUCCACAAUUUAUGAAUGGUUGGGCAACAGUUAUCUCUAACAAUAUUAAACCUAAAGACGCGACGGCAGCUGUUUUCAUAGUAGUGAUCAUGUUUUUCAUUCCGUCCGAUCCGAAGAACUCAUUGACGGGACCAGCUUUGCUGAGUUGGCCAAUGGUUGAAAAGAAGUUGGCCUGGGGGGUACUCCUAUUACGUGGAGGUGGAUUCUCUAUGGCCGAUGUGGCAACUAAGAGUGGUUUAACAAAGACAAUCGGUGACCAAUUAUUUCAAUUAAAUGUCUUUUCUUUAUUUGGUAUUAUCGUCAUAAUGUCAUUAUUAGCCACAAUAUUCACUGAAUUUGCCUCUAAUUCAGCGAUUGCUUCAAUAUUUUUGCCAAUUGCCGGACAAUUGGCCUCAAAUCUGAAUGUAAAUCCAUUAUUCCUAUUGAUUCCAAUCACUCUUUCGUGUUCCUAUGCAUUUGUAUUACCAGUGGGAACGCCUGCWAAUGCACUGGUAUCCAGUCAUGCAAGACUUUUACAGUCAGAUAUGAUCAUUCCCGGUAUAAUUACUAAAAUAUUAUCACUUUCAGUUAUGUUAAUAUUUUUGUGGUUAAUAGGCAUUCCUAUGUUUGAUUUAAAUGAAUUUCCCGAUUGGGCUCAAAAUAAUCAAACAAUAAAUAGUUAAAUUUG
Molecule: messenger RNA, 1752 nt
Organism: Oppia nitens
Lineage: Eukaryota; Metazoa; Arthropoda; Arachnida; Sarcoptiformes; Oppiidae
Product: Na(+)/citrate cotransporter-like
Exons: 10
Coding region: 80-1747 (555 amino acids)
Biological process (GO): citrate transport; monoatomic anion transmembrane transport
Cellular component (GO): membrane
Molecular function (GO): citrate transmembrane transporter activity; succinate transmembrane transporter activity
Source: RefSeq, a predicted model, not a curated record